Messenger RNA from Coffea arabica (coffee), 1317 nucleotides. Its product is annotated as zinc finger BED domain-containing protein RICESLEEPER 2-like. Gene Ontology annotation, molecular function: DNA binding. The record is from RefSeq and is a predicted model, not a curated record. Lineage: Eukaryota; Viridiplantae; Streptophyta; Magnoliopsida; Gentianales; Rubiaceae.
AUGGCCAUUGAGGAGCAAAGCAAACAAAGGCAACAAGUGCUUUCAUUCACCGAAGGUGGAAGUGAUGGUAUCACUUCCAUCACAAAUUUCUCGUAUGAUCAUGCCAAGGUAAGAGAGCUUGCGUCACACAUGAUUCUUGCACAUGAGUACCCCUUUUCUAUGAUGAAGCAUGUAGUUUUUAACAAAUUCAUGAAAGCAGUUUCUCCGUUUUAUAAAAAGAUUAAUCGGCAGACUGUUAAGGAAGAUUGUAUGAGUACUUAUACAAUUGAAAAAAGGAAGCUGAAAUCAUUGUUGAAAGGUGCUGGUAGAAUUAGUAUUACAACUGAUUUGUGGAAAUCUGGUCAAAAAAUUCAAUAUAUGGUUGUGACUGGUCAUUUUAUUGAUUCUGAUUGGGUGCUUCAAAAACGUGUGUUGAAUUUUUGCAAUGUUCCUCCUCCUCAUACUGGAGUUAUUAUAGCUGAUGCUCUAAGUAAGUGCUUCAUUGAUUGGGGGAUUGAGAAUAAGGUUUCUAGCAUAACUGUUGAUAAUGCUUCAUACAAUGAUGUGUGCAUUAGGAGACUUAGAGAGGAUUUUUCUCUAAGAAAGAGAUUAAGUAUUGGAGGAAAAAUUUUUCAUGUUAGAUGUUGUGCACAUAUACUUAAUCUCUUAGUGCAAGAUGGUCUUGGUCAACUUGGUGGUGUGAUUGAUGUUAUUAGAGAAGGGAUAAAAUACUUGAACAAUUCAGAAUCUAGGCUUCUUGAAUUUGUCAAAAUUAAAAAACAGUUUCAGUUGCCCUCUAGAAAACUAAUUUUGGACUGUCCAACAAGGUGGAAUAGCACCUAUUUGAUGUUAGUUUCAGGUUUAGAGUUCAAGGAUGUCUUUCCAAGAUAUGUAGACAUAGACCCUGGAUUUCACUAUGUUCCUACUGAUUUUGAGUGGAUGAAAGUGGAAGAAGUGUGCAAAUUUCUAGGAAUAUUUCAUGAAAUCACUGAUAUGAUUUCCGAGUUUGAGUAUCCAAUAACUAACAUUUUUCUUGUGGAGCUCUAUAGGAUUAAAGAGCUUUUAAAUGAAAAAACUCUUGAUCCUUUUGAGCAUAUUCGGGCAAUGGCUGGAAGUAUGUCUGAUAAAUUUGAUAAGUAUUGGGGGGAAAGUAAUGUGCUGCUAUCUUUGGGUGCAAUUUUGGAUCCGAGAUACAAAAUGUUCCUUAUCAAUCAUGCUUUUCCGGUGAUUUAUGGUGAGGAUGCAACUCCUAGAUUCAUGGCUGAGAUUAGAGACAUUCUUUAUGAGCUUUACAAUGAAUAUGUUGAUUGUCAUGUUGUUUCCCAUUCUAAACAAUAG